Molecule: messenger RNA, 1276 nt
Organism: Setaria italica (foxtail millet)
Lineage: Eukaryota; Viridiplantae; Streptophyta; Magnoliopsida; Poales; Poaceae
Product: transcription factor FER-LIKE IRON DEFICIENCY-INDUCED TRANSCRIPTION FACTOR
Exons: 3
Coding region: 51-1073 (340 amino acids)
Biological process (GO): regulation of DNA-templated transcription
Cellular component (GO): nucleus
Molecular function (GO): protein dimerization activity; DNA-binding transcription factor activity; sequence-specific DNA binding
Source: RefSeq, a predicted model, not a curated record
ACCACCAGCAAAGUCACCACCAAGCAGCAGGCACCAACAACUCGUCGGUCAUGGAGCACGAGUUACUCCAGAUGCUGCACCUGCCGCCCCAUGAGCUGGGCCAGGACCACCUCACGGUCAGUGCGGCCUUCUUCGACGUCCACGGCGACGCGCAUUUCCCGGGCAGCGGCGGCGGGUUUGCCGGGGCGGUCGCCGACGACGACUGCAGCUGGGUCGAGGACCUCAUGCAGCUCGGCGACGAGCUGUUCGGCGGCGCCGGCGCUGGCUGCGACGAUAACAAUGCCGCCGGCAUGGACGAGGGCAACCGGCAUCCGUGGCAGUGGAACGGCGGCGACGGGAGCCCUCCUUCCGUGGAGCAAGGCGCCGGGGAGCUCGCUUCCGAGCCGCACCGCGACGAUGACGGCGGCGACGGCGACGGCGCGUCGCCGGUGACGAGGAAGCGGCGGGACCGGUCGAAGACGAUCGUGUCGGAGCGCAAGCGGAGGGUCCGGAUGAAGGAGAAGCUCUACGAGCUCAGAUCCCUCGUCCCCAACAUCACAAAGAUGGACAAGGCCUCCAUCAUCGCCGACGCGGUGGUGUACGUCAAGAACCUGCAGGCCCACGCCAGGAAGCUCAAGGAGGAGGUCUCCGCGCUCGAGGCGCGGCCGAGGUCACCCAGGCAGGGGCAGCAGCAGCAGCGCAACCGGCGCGCGGCGGCGGCGGCUGCGGCGGCCGGCCGGCGCCGCCAGGAACGCGACGAGGACAACGGCACGGCAGCCUCCGGCGCGCGGGUGACGCACGUGGGCGCGGCGCAGGUCGGCGAGGGCCGGUUCUUCGUGACGGUGGAGUGCGAGCGGCGGGACGGCGUGGCGGCGCCGCUCUGCGCCGCCGUGGAGUCGCUGGCGUGCUUCCGGGUGGAGACCUCCAGCCUCGUCCGGUCCGGGACGGACCGUGUCGUGUCAACGCUCACGCUCAAGGUGAACGAGCAAGUAGGGGACGCGGCGGUCUGCGAGGGCUCGGUGGUGAAGCUCUUGGUCAUGGCGGCUCUGCUCAAGGAGGGCUUCCGACCCGAAGCGGCGGUCGAGAUCUCAUGAUCCACCUGCCAACUGACCAGCUGAUGUUCAGGCUCGGUUUUAGAUCUCCAACUUAGGUCUCAGAUCAUCAUCCACCCGCUCUCUCUGUCUAGAUCUCGCCAUGAAUGUCGAUCGAUCACGCUGGUUUCGUUGUUCGGUUUCGAUCCGUCCUGUGUACCAGUGAGUGAGAUGCAACGCCAUGUGAUCAGCUCUUGCAACUGCCA